AUGGGCAUCGUCUCGCUCCCCGGGCUGGAGAUGAUGGAUGAGAUGUGGGAAAACAGCAGCUUUGCCAGCCCCUCACCUGCAGUCCCCCUGUUUCUGCUCAUGUUCAACGACAGCGAUCUGAAUGAGACGCUGCUUAACUCCACCAACGCCACUGCCGCCCCGGAUGUCUCCUCUGGUCCCAGCGUGGCAGGGGUCCUCAUCCCACUCAUAUACAUAAUCGUCUGUAUCAUCGGCCUGGGUGGAAACACUUUAGUGAUUCACAUUGUGCUGCACUACUCGAAGAUAGAGUCAGUGACCAACAUCUAUAUACUCAACUUAGCUAUUGCUGACGAGCUCUUCAUGCUUGGUCUGCCUUUCCUGGCGGUUCAGAACACCCUCCAGUCGUGGCCGUUUGGGUCCUUCAUGUGCCGUCUGGUCAUGACUGUCGACUCCAUCAACCAGUUCACCAGCAUCUUCUGCCUGACUGUGAUGAGUAUCGAUCGCUACCUCGCUGUAGUCCACCCCAUUCGGUCUUCAAAGUGGCGGCGCCCUCAGGUGGCCAAAAUAGUGAAUGGGACUGUCUGGGCUCUGUCGUUUCUCGUUGUUUUACCUGUGGUCAUCUUUGCUAACAUCCAGAAAGCGGGAGGUACCUGUAACAUUGCCUGGCCACAGCCGGCCAACAUCUGGGAGGCGGCUUUCAUCAUUUACACCUCCACGGUUGGAUUCUUCUGUCCUCUUCUUAUCAUCUGCCUCUGCUACCUGCUCAUCGUCUUCAAGAUCCGCAGCUCAGGUAAAAAAGUCCACGCCACCUCAACCAAGCGAAGGAAGUCGGAGAGAAAAGUGACACGCAUGGUUGUGAUCGUUGUUGCCGUGUUUGUCUUCUGCUGGCUACCAUUCUACGCCCUCAACAUCAUCAACCUGCUGGUGUCCCUACCCCCAGAGUACCAGGGUCUUUACUAUUUUGUCGUAGUGCUCGGCUAUGCUAAUAGCUGCGCCAACCCCAUCGUCUACGGCUUCUUGUCAGACAACUUCAAGAGGGGUUUUCGGAAAGCCCUCUGCCGAUCCACGAGAAAGGUGGAGAACCACGAGCCAAUGGAGCGCCAGCAGCAGCAGGAGGAGGGGAGGACGGCGCUCAUGCCCAGGGAGAGCCUGAGGCGGGCAGUCAAGGACGAAGACGACGACGAGGAAGACGAAACAGCAGAUGAGGCAACAACAGUCCAUCAUUCAUCAAAAACUCACCUCACCAGCGUUCAUUCAUGA
This is a messenger RNA of Morone saxatilis (striped sea-bass), 1239 nucleotides long. It is a transcript of the gene sstr3a, whose product is annotated as somatostatin receptor 3. Gene Ontology annotation, biological process: neuropeptide signaling pathway. Lineage: Eukaryota; Metazoa; Chordata; Actinopteri; Moronidae. Gene Ontology annotation, molecular function: somatostatin receptor activity; neuropeptide binding. The record is from RefSeq and is a predicted model, not a curated record. Bases 1 to 1239 code for a protein of 412 amino acids. The transcript has 2 exons. Gene Ontology annotation, cellular component: neuron projection; membrane.